This is a messenger RNA of Paramacrobiotus metropolitanus, 1108 nucleotides long. RefSeq lists its product as uncharacterized. The record is from RefSeq and is a predicted model, not a curated record. The transcript is spliced from 3 exons. Lineage: Eukaryota; Metazoa; Tardigrada; Eutardigrada; Parachela; Macrobiotidae. The coding region runs from base 131 to 739 and encodes 202 amino acids.
CAUUUACUUUUACUUCAACCGAUUCUAGACUGUUAAAGCGGUAAAACAAUUUGUUUUGUCUGUUCCAUGAAAGCGAUUGUGUAGCCAAGAGUAUCCAGCUGAUUAUCCAAUAAUUUCGUGCCUGCUUGUAAUGACUCUUCGACUCGUCACCUUUGCGGUGCUGUCGGCAUUAGCCGCGGUACGAGCGCAGGAAGAUCUCAUACGGAUGAUGAUGCUGUCCAGUCUGUUGUCGGGUGGAGGAUUUGGAGGCGGCGGACAGUCCGCUCCGCAGCAGAAUACUCACAUGAUGACUGGCUUCGAAGGGGAUCCGCGCAGUAGCGGAAGUGCAACGGGGAUUUCCUCGCAGUCGUCUAAUCCGGGCGGUCUGUUCGGUGGACUGAUGGGGCUUCUGUCGCGUAACGCUGGAGGAAAUGCCGCGCCUCUGCUUCUGGAUGUCGACGGUGAUAUUCUCCGCUCUCAGUUAUGGCAACGUGGCCUUUUAGGAGGAACUGGUGCGGGAAGUCCCGGGGCGGGUCACGCGGAAGCCGGUCCCGCAUCGCCGGUAAACCACCGAGACGCCAGUCCCGUUAACAGCCCACUGGUCAACGGGGCUGCGCCCAGCGGAACGGGUGCGCACCCUGCCAGAGCGCGAUCCAUGCCCCUGCAUAUCGAAUUCGCUAGCAACGCCGGUCCGGCUGAAAGCAAACCUGCCAACGAAAGACAGAACUAUGCCUCAAGUUCGAAUCAUGCAACUCCCUAAAAACCAGUAAACGAUGGACCCAUGGAUGAUUGACCUCACUUCCUGGCUCCUGUAGUAGUAUUCGUAGAUAAACAUCCUGCUUGUGUUUGUUGAAACUGCAUAUUAAUGAUAACUAAUUUAAUUUUGUAUGUAACCAAUGCAACAUAAGAACGCGAAUACAGUAAACAAAAGAACACAGAGUAGUGAUUAAGGAGCAUCAACUAUCAUAACGAAAAUCACAAAUCUUCUCGCGGUCUUCAGCAUUUAUAAUGUCAAAAUGCGAAAGUAGGUAGAAAGCGUCUUUUUAAACUAGGAAAACCAUAUUUCCAACAGAUUCCAGGGACUGAACAGUCAAGCACCAAUCAUUACAUGCAGGGCGAUACUAAGAAG